Molecule: messenger RNA, 2901 nt
Organism: Monodelphis domestica (gray short-tailed opossum)
Lineage: Eukaryota; Metazoa; Chordata; Mammalia; Didelphimorphia; Didelphidae
Gene: IHH
Product: Indian hedgehog signaling molecule
Biological process (GO): cell fate specification; multicellular organism development; regulation of gene expression
Molecular function (GO): calcium ion binding; patched binding
Source: RefSeq, a predicted model, not a curated record
GCGGGCGGGCGGCCGGGGAUCGGGGCAAGGGCUAGUGCCUGGGGCCGCCCGCCCGAGGGGGAGGAGGCUGCGGCUGCCCCUGUCGCAGGUUCGCUGGGGAGCGGGAGGGAGGCUGGGACAUGGAUAGGGUGCGGUCUGCGCGGGGCCCGAGCCCGGAUCUCUUCCAUUUCCCCUCUCACUCGGCCCCGGGCCGCGCCGCAGACGGCAGCAGCUCCCGCUCUGCCCGAGUCGCCUGACCGCCGAGCCGGGGUGCAAACCGCGGGGCCCGGCCAGCCCGCCGGUCCGACCAGCCCAGCCCAGCCCAGCCCCACCGGCCCGCAGUCCCGCCGCCCCCCGCCGCCGCCGCGUUGCCAAAACAAACGGGCCGGCCUAUUUAUUGGCGGCCGGCGGGCUGGGCAGCUCAGAGCCGAGGCGCCGAGGGGGACAGAGUGCCGCCACCAGCCCGGGCCUUGGGCCCCCGUCCCCCACCUCCCUGCAGAGCUCCGUCCCGCCCCCGCCGAUGGCGCUCCCGCCCGGAGUCCCUCAGCGCCACCCCAACGCCUGAGCGCCCCGCAGCGCCCCCGCCCGCCCGCCCGGCGCCCUCGGCCGCUCCCCCGGGGCUCCCGGCCAUGUCUCCGGCCCGGCUCCGGCCCCGACUCCGGCUCUCGCUGCUACUGCUGCUACUGCUGGCGCCGGCGGCAUGGGGCUGCGGGCCGGGCCGGGUGGUGGGAAGCCGCCGCCGGCCGCCGCGAAAGCUGGUGCCCCUAGCCUACAAGCAGUUCAGCCCCAACGUGCCCGAGAAGACUCUGGGCGCCAGCGGGCGCUACGAAGGCAAAAUCGCGCGGAGCUCGGAGCGCUUUAAGGAGCUCACCCCGAACUACAAUCCAGACAUCAUCUUCAAGGACGAGGAGAACACGGGCGCCGACCGUCUCAUGACCCAGCGCUGCAAGGACCGUCUGAAUUCCUUGGCCAUCUCGGUAAUGAACCAAUGGCCAGGCGUGAAGCUGCGGGUGACGGAAGGUUGGGACGAGGACGGCCACCACUCCGAGGAGUCGCUGCACUACGAGGGUCGCGCCGUGGACAUUACCACGUCUGACCGCGACCGGAACAAGUAUGGGCUCCUGGCAAGGCUGGCAGUGGAGGCCGGCUUCGACUGGGUCUACUAUGAGUCCAAGGCGCAUGUACACUGCUCGGUCAAGUCCGAGCACUCAGCUGCAGCCAAGACUGGCGGCUGUUUCCCAGCAGGAGCCAGGGUUCGCCUGGAAAAUGGGGCUCGAGUGGCCCUUUCUGCCUUGCAACCAGGGGACCGGGUGCUGGCCAUGGGGGAGGAUGGGAGUCCAACCUUCAGUGAUGUGAUCAUCUUCCUGGAUCGAGAACCAGCCAUUCAGAGGGUUUUCUAUGUCAUAGAGACCCUGGACCCACCCCGGCGCCUGACACUCACCCCAGCACACCUGCUGUUCACUGCAAAUAACCACACAGAGCCUGCCACUGGCUUUCGAGCUACCUUUGCCAGUCAGGUGCAGCCUGGCCAGUAUGUGCUGGUGGCAGGAGUUCCAGGGCUGCAGCCUGCCAGGGUAGCAGCUGUUUCCACCCAAACGGCCCCAGGGGCCUAUGCCCCUCUCACCAAGCACGGGACACUGGUGGUGGAGGAUGUGGUGGCCUCCUGCUUCGCAACUGUGGCUGAGCAGCGCCUGGCUCAACUGGCUUUCUGGCCCCUUCGGCUCUACCAUAGUCUGUCAUGGGGCAGCAGGACCCCAGGAGAGGGUGUCCAUUGGUACCCUCAGCUGCUGUACCGCCUGGGGCGCCUCCUGCUGGAUGAAGACAGUUUCCAUCCCUUGGGAAUGGCAGGGAUGGGCAGCUGAACCGUGCCCCUUCCCCAUUCAUCCCCAACCCACCAUGCUGGGCAUGAAGCCUCUCCCACCUCAAAUCCCUCUAUUCCCCGAGCCGGGAGGACUCCAAUCCUGGUAGAUGGGGAAGGAACAUGGGGAGGAGAGGACGGGGGAGACCUGCUUGGUCACCAGGGAGCCACCUACAGCCAAAUCACUCAAAGUUCUCUGCCAAGUUGGCACGAAGACAGUGGAUGUGAGCCGUUAGGUGUCCGAUUUCUAGCCACAGAACAAAAAGAGCCACCACGAACCCUCUAGAGACCUCGAAAGUUGGCUCAUUGCUCUCAUCGCUCCCAGCCAAUAAGCAACGCCCCCCCCCCCCCCCCGCCCCUUCCCUGACUCUAAGAGGCCUCCUGUUUCCGGUCCCAGGUCUGAGUUCGCCCUUGGGGUAAGGUGCACCUUCCUUGAUGCUGCUAGAUUUCUCAAAGGCAGAGUGAAGGAGAAGUUCCUGGGGAAAGGAAAAACUCCGAAAGUCUUCCCUCGGCCACAGGGACUUGAAACUUCUCAUGUACACACUCCCAGAGAGGCCCCAAAGACUUUGAUUAUUGGUGGAUAGAGUUCUUGGGAGCGAGCGGAACCCUGUGAUCUAGCCAAUAGGAUGGGGGCCUCCGAUCCACUCCCCUUGAGGGAACGAGGGGACCCAAAGAAGAAGAGGAAUUCUCGGGAGCCCCAGAGAGUGUAUAUGUUGGGGUGUGGAUCCGUCUUUCAACCCAGCCGGGACCCUUCAGGACUGCGUGGAGGGGGAAGAAGGUUCCCCACAGUAUGAGAUGGGGCUGGGGAGCACUGGCUUCCGGACUAAGCACAAUUCCCUCCCCAUCUAUAUCUCCCCCCACACCCCCCUCCUCCAGUCGUGUCCCCCCCUUCUUAUUUAUUGGCGCGGAGGGGGAGGUCCGUGGGGGCGGUUUGGAAGCAUUUUUGUCUUCUCUUUCUUUUGUAAUAAACGUUAUUUAAGGUGGUCACAACUGCGGGGCAGGGUCGUUGUAAUGAGAGCAAUAAAUGAUUCACCGGCAAGGUGGACAGCUCCUUUGCCCCUAAA